This is a messenger RNA of Linum trigynum, 3133 nucleotides long. Lineage: Eukaryota; Viridiplantae; Streptophyta; Magnoliopsida; Malpighiales; Linaceae. The record is from the annotation of a GenBank genome assembly.
CACGAAAAUGCCCUCCGGAAAAAUUCGACCAAAUUCCCGCCCCAAUCGGCCAUUGCUAGAAUUCAUCGUUGGUGGAGAGUACCCUAAGCCCGAAUCUGUGAUUUAUCGCCUUCAAAAUCCAACGAAAAUGGCAUUUCCAAAAAAUCGCCCGAAAUCGGUGAUGGUACUCCUUUGGAAUCUGGCAAAAAUUGCCCCGGAGAUUUUCCGCCCGAAUCGGUGUCUAAUAGACUUAUUCAUCCGUAAAGAAUACCCUCUGGCUGAAUCUGUGAUCUGCAGUCUUCAAAAUCUAAGGAAAAUGACAUUCCGAAAAAAUCGCCUAAAAAUCACGAAAAUGCCCUCCGGAAAAAUUCGACCAAAUUCCCGACCCAAUCGGCCAUUGCUAGAAUUCAUCGUUGGUGGAGAGUACCCUAAGCCCGACUCUGUGAUUUAUCGCCUUCAAAAUCCAACGAAAAUGGCAUUUCCAAAAAAUCGCCCGAAAUCGGUGAUGGUACCCCUUUGGAAUCUGGCAAAAAUUGCCCCGGAGAUUUUCCGCCCGAAUCGGUGUCUAAUAGACUUAUUCAUCCGUAAAGAAUACCCUCUGGCUGAAUCUGUGAUAUGCAGUCUUCAAAAUCUAAGGAAAAUGACAUUUCGAAUUUUUUUCUUACUUUUAAUUACAUUUUGGUACCUCGAACUUCUAAAAACACCACAAACAAUAUGAAUUCAAUAAAUAUCAUCUCAAACUUAAAAGCCACAGUUGACUACUCUAUUACUACGUCGAUCUACAAAUUGCACACUAAGUCCACUAUGAAUCGCUAGAUAAUGCACGACCUCCUCAAAAAUGCCUCUCAACCGAUUAUCACGGGUGUCAGCCCAAUUGAUCUUCUCAAUUACCACUUUGGCAUCACUAUCAAAUCUUGUCUCCGUAAAUCUCGUCUCCGCCCGAUUGAUCUUCCAAUGAUGCCUGCCAUUUAUUGCUCUCGCAAAGUUCCUUACUUGGUACUCUCAGCAUGUUUGUUACCUGCAUACAGUGUGUAAUGAGAUUCUAGUUGCUGCAAAUAAAGUUCCGAAUUUCAAUAUUCAAAUCUCCAGCUAAAACGUCCCAACAGAUAAUCAAUCAACAGAAACAACUCCCCAACUGAAAAGCUGCAUUAUACAGAUCCUCCAUUAUGUGAUGGUUGGCUGGUAGUAGGGACAACCGAACUCGCAGCUCAAGUUAUCAGAACAUGGCAUUUCUUUUUGCACAUGAAAGACAGGUGAAGAGAGGCAGCACCAUCUUCAGGCUGCAACGUCUCUAAACAUGAAAGCUUGCAUCUUUUUUUACCUUUGUAUGAUGCUGACACAACACCUCUUUGCAUUAUACAAAACUUGGUCUAGGAUCUGUGUGGAUGCUGCAUAUCGAGCUUCCACGCACAAUAUGUAGUCUACUCUUUGUAGACAUAACCACACUUGGUGAACUACGUAAAUCUUGUGUCCUGUAAUUCUCGUUUCGUAUGUAUAUGUUUAGAGUAUUCUGCAACUCCAAGCAAAUACGAACAGCCGAUUCAUAAUCAUAAUGUCAUUUCUUUCCAUCUCUUUGCAUUCACGUAGUAGUAGUACUACUACCCUCCACCUUCCCUAACUAUGACAAUCGAUCCCAUGACGAUUUCGAUCUUUUUCGAGGCACUAUAAAAAACCAGACCUCCCUCCCUCCACUUCUCAAUCCAUCCAACGAAAAUUCUCAUUUCCAAACUCCAAUAUUAUCCUCCGCACUCUUACUACUACUACUACUACAUUGCUCUUCUCCAGCUUCCUACCCAUCAAACAUGAUGAAAAAACAGAGCACUCUGUUUUCCGCCGCAGCAUUCCUCUGCCUCCUCCUCCUCUGCCUCACGAAGACCACAGCAGGACAAUCCCCUGCAUCAUCUCCAGCACAAUCCGCCACAGCAGCACCACCAGCAUCCACCCCGGCAGCAACCCAACUCCCAGCCCCCGCCGGACCAACUAACGUCACCAAAAUCCUCGAAAAAGCCGGCCACUUCAACACCUUCAUCCACCUCCUCCGAUCCACACAGGAGGACAGCCACCUCCUCACCCUCCUCAACAACUCCAACAACGGCGCCACCAUCUUCGCCCCGUCGGACUCCGCCUUCUCCUCCCUCAAAUCCGGCACCCUCAACUCCCUCUCCGACGAGGCCAAAUCCGAGCUCGUCAAGUUCCACGUCGUUCCCACUUUCCUCUCCUCCGCCCAAUUCCAGACCGUCAGCAACCCGAUCGCCACCGAGGCCGGAUCCAGCGGCCGCGUGUCGUUCAAUCUGACCGCGUACUCCGAUUCGGUCAACAUCACCACGGGGCUCACCAACACCAGCGUCGCCGGGAAUGUGUACGCCGACAAUCAGCUGGCGGUUUACAGGGUGGACAAGGUGUUGCUCCCCGUAGAUAUCUUUGCCGCCAAGCCUCUUGCUCCUGCUCCGACUCCCGCGGCGGCCGAGAAACCCAAGAAGAAGAAGGGGGCUCCGGCCGGCGAGGGGGAGGAGGCCGCCCCCGUUGUUCAGGUGGGUACGUCGGCGGCGCCUGCCGGGAUUUUGGGAAUUUGGAGCGUUAAGGUGACUACGGCUUGUGUGCUUGUUCUAGCUUAUACUUAUGGCGGCUAAUUGAAUCUCUGAGCGAUGCAGUUCUUGGGGUUUGAGGUUUUGAUCUGUUAGAAAUAUCUUGCUAUUUGGUUUCUGGAAUUCGUUCCGCCGGCGUGCUCAUGGUAGAUUUAGAGAGUGUGCAUUUGAAUAAAUGGGUGUCCUAUGCUUCAUAUCGUUUCUUGGAUGUUUAAUUGAGUGUAAUAUGUCAUAUCGGAUUAUCGGUGUAAGAUUUAUUGACCUGAUUUGUAUAACUAUGAAGAAGAGGGAUUUUUAUGGCUAUUAUUUGUUGUCAUGAUUGUGUGAAAAGGGCAUUUUCCCCCUAGAUAGUAGAUGGCAGGGAGGAGUUACGGUGGUUACUUAGGGUUAAUAAUCACCGAGGUUACUAGAGAUAAAAAAAGUUACUUUGCUAUUAUUAUAACUAGUUGGUGCCCGGCCCUUGGCCGGAAUAGUUUUUGUCUCCUUUUCCUUUAUAAAAAAUGAUUAACAUUGAAAAUGCCAUCUUUUGACGUACAUUUUCACAUUUUGAAUAAUUUCAAUUGAAUUAC